Arachis ipaensis is the source of this 869-nucleotide messenger RNA. Lineage: Eukaryota; Viridiplantae; Streptophyta; Magnoliopsida; Fabales; Fabaceae. The record is from RefSeq and is a predicted model, not a curated record.
AUUGUUUAAAUUACGCCGAUAAACCUUAGGGCUCAAUUUUUCUACGCCAGUUUUAGCUAGGUUUAUCAUACUCUGCUUUUGUGGCUCAAUUGUUUAAUGGUUCCAACUAUUGCCAUGCUUGUUGGUCCUGAUGCUCCCAUUGUUCUAUUGUUUAGGCAAUUUGCAACAUAGAAUCAGUUAUACACUAUACACUAAAAGAGUUUUGAUUUCAAUGCUUAAACUACUUUAACUUUAGUAGGCAGAUAGAAUUUCUCUUCCUCUUUUGAAUAUUAUCCGAAUCUGGAAAGUGGAAGCUUGGUUCUUUUACUUGUCAUAAGAAACAUAUCAGAGACUCAAGCUAGUUCUUUCUUUUUGCUGCUUUUCAAAGAUUCUAUCUCUGAAUGUGCAAAGCAGGACAAGAUGGAAAGUAGAGGGAGCAAAGCAAUGGCUGCACAGAAAAAUGGGCGUUGAUCGAAUCAAGAAAGGAAAAUGGCUUUGAUACAAGAUGUUGAUAAAUUGAAGAGAAAGCUGAGACAUGAAAAGAAUGUGCAUAGUAUACUUAAUACUUGCUUUCUUUCUUGUCAGGAUCAAUACAGGGUGUUUAUUAUUAUUCUAUCAAAUAUUCAGGAACAAAGUCGAAGUGGCUGCGCUAGAACAGAAAAGGCUAGGCAUUGGCGAUGGAUCAGUUGGGAUGUUCUCCUCACUUAUUGUUCGCACAUGCAGGCAUGCUUUGCCCUUUUAUCAUCUUCUUCCAAUAUUCUCCCACCAACUGGUACUAUAUAUAUAGAUUAAUGUUACAAGUUUACUUGUUCAGGCUUUAGUGAAGUUCCCUUUUGAAGUUUUAAACAAUCUAAUUGAAUCUCCAUUUUGAUAUGUUGAUGCUAUUUGAC